UGAUUCACGCCGCCUUUGCAAAGAACUAGAGGUCGGUGGUUGGAUCAUCAUCGCGCAUGAGCAUCCCGCCAAGAUCCCCAUCAAUUUGGCGCCUGAAGAUCCGCCCAACGUCACGGCGCAGGUUGGCCGACGGCCACGGCUCUUCCCCCAGCACGCGCGAGAGCUACACCGACGGCCUAGAUCACUACUACUGCACAUCACUGCAGCGGUGUCCGUGUAUCUCCGCUGUACAACACAGUAAUCCUCCGCAGAAAUUCGUCUUGAAACCUAGAGAGCAAUUGAGGGUUUGGACCGUGAAGCUGCUGCACCGUUGCCAAGGCCCGGACUACUGCAGUGUUGGACCGCCUUUCGAACGCUCCGGGGGUCGCUAUGGCCAACGCGCAGCAUGAUGGUGAAUCGCCGGCCACUAUCAACACCGCAUCAGUACCAAUCUCUGGUCAGCAAUCCGCCAUAUCCGCAGCUACAACUGCUACCUAUGACUUUGCCAAUACAACGACCACGACGCCCUCUACUACGAGGCGAACAUCAAUUGCCUCCGUCGGGAUGAGUAAUGAGAACAGCUCCAGCUCACAGCCUCAGCCGCCAUCCGAUGGUGCUGCUGCUUCGUCGACAACGGCUUCGGCCAGCAUGCUGUCCAGCCAGGUGAGCGAGGGCACCGCACGUCGACCACGGAUCAAGGACUAUGGCAGUACUUCAUCAUCAGUACGACCCACUGGUGCACCACCAGUAACCCCGAAGGCACCACCAGUAACCCCGAAGGCACCACAACGACCAGGCACUAUCAAACGACAGAGUUCGUCGGCUGCACCCCACCGUGGCGCCAAAUUCUCCGUGGAUGACGAUGCGGAUGAGGUGGAUGAGGACCUCCGUUCCGCUCGGCGAGAGUCCCGAUCAGAGACUGGUCGCGAACGCGAGAGACCCAUACGCCGACGAGAAAGCACACUUCGAAGGCGGCCGACCGUCCCUCAAUUGCCAGUGGUUCCUGCAGUGGAGGGUGAGGACGCUGAGGAUAUGGGAGCAUCCGUAACGGGAACAGAUUUCACGACCACCCGAGCAUCAGCCGAACCAGACGUGUUGGAACGUCCGGGAGAGAGUAUGUCGAAGAAGAACUUGGACGAGGACGAGGAGGAAGCUGAAGAGGAAGUGGAGACGCCUUCACCUGACGAGGAUGAUGCCGAGAUCAGCGACACGGAGAGCUUCACUUUGAAGGAUAGACAAGAGGCGAUCAACGAGACACAUCCUUUCGGUAUCAGGAUAUGGAAGCCGGCGCUUUACAAGAAGAAUCGAUCGGUCACUCGAACGGCUGAGGGAGAUAUUCACAGCGCGCCUGGUGGCAACGUCAGUCGCUGGCUUUGGCUCUUCAACGGACUGUGGACCAUAAUCUUUGGAUGGUGGCUCUCUUUGGUCGCCGCCAUCGCUGGACUUGCAUGCUUAAUCCUGGGCGUCUUCCGAAUGAGUAACGACUCUGGCUCUUGGGAAUACGGUCGGGUACUACUCAACCUUUCACAUUACCUGUUAUAUCCGUUCGGCAAGUAUGUUCGCCUCGAGCGAGAGGAAGCUUACAUGGACGAAGACGAAGGGCUGGGUCGAGAUCUCAGCGAGUAUGAGAGAUGGCAGGCCGGCGACCUUGAAGAAGGCCGAUUGUUCUUUGGUCCCACUGAUGUCCAUCGCUCCCUCGUUGGACGCCGGAGGGACGAAGAGCCCGAUCUGGAGGAUAACGAAACGACCAGCUUGCUGGGUCGACAACAGCGAUCGGGAUCAGUCACGCCACAAACCAAAGCUCGAGCGAAAAAGCGAUUAUUCGGCCGUGGCAAGUGGGGAUUGGGACGAGUGGUAUUCUUCCUCUUGUUCUACAUCUUCAUUGCGCCCUGCCUUUUCCUGGUCAGCGGACUCUGCUGGUUCAUGGUGUUCACAAUACCUAUGGGCAAAGUCACUCUGCUGCUGGUCUAUCAUCUGCAGCGCCACCCACUGGCCUUGAGCUUUCACACUGACAGCCACUAUUCGAGAGAAAGUGCUCAACCUCGUGGCAGCAGCGAUAGUGUCAUUCUGCUUUGUACAUACCGUGCAGUUGGGUUGAAGUACUGGAAGUACACGAUCGACGGCACCAAUAUUUUCCUCAUCAACCUGUUGGGACUGGUCGUCUUCACCAUCUUUGACUACUUCGUCCUGAGCAGUGCACUCCAUGUCGAUGCAUGGGUCACCUCCGACGGAUUCGUUUUCGUUCUGGCAUUGGCAUCCAUCAUUCCGCUCGCUUAUUUCAUCGGACAAGCUGUCGCAUCCAUUUCAGCGCAGUCAUCUAUGGGAGUCGGUGCCACUAUCAAUGCCUUUUUCAGCACCAUCGUGGAAGUAUUCCUCUACUGCGUGGCACUCCAUCAAGGGAAAGCGCAAUUGGUUGAAGGAAGCAUCAUUGGGUCCAUCUUUGCUGGUAUUCUCUUCCUCCCGGGCCUUUCUAUGUGCUUUGGUGCACUCAAGAGAAAGACACAGCGAUUCAACGUCAAGUCUGCCAGUGUCACCUCGACCUUGCUGCUGUUUGCCACCAUCGCCCUGUUCGGUCCCACCUUGUUCUAUCAAAUCUACGGCUCUCAUGUGCUCAAUUGUCGACAAUGCACCACGUUUCAUCCCCAUCCCACCGAAACCGAACGCGAUUGCCGACGCUGUUACUUCACCCAGACGCCUGAGAUCAACGACAAAUUCUUCAAAGAAGCGCUUCAGCCUUACAUCUGGUUCGCCGCGCUCUGUCUCUUCCUCUCUUACGUCGUGGGCUUGUUGUUCACACUUCGCACUCACGCUGCUGUCAUCUGGAACAAUGAGCCCGAUGAGAAGAAGGAGCCUCGCGACCUCUCGGUCCCACAGCAUCACAACCUUUCCUUGUCCGCCGUGACCACCAUGGAUCCUACAUUCCCUGCCCGUCACGAAACGAUCGGUACUAUCCGCCCGCAGGACAUUCGAGACAGUCAAAUGUACAAACGCGUACUCAAUCAAUCUCUGAAACAGGCUGGAAUCCUUACUUCGCCUGUCAAAGCGGAGUCCGCCCCUGAUGGCCCCAAUAAGACCGAUGGACAACAGCAGCCGCCCCAUCUAGUCCCGCCAAAGAGCUCUUCUGGUGAUGAUGUUCUCGCCGCCAGUGGCGCCCGCGUACAAGGCCUCAGCCUGCAAGACAACCAAGCGCUCGUCCAACAAGUCGCCGAGAUUGCCGCCACCGCCGCCACCGCCGCCGCUCGCGACGUCACUCGCAUGUCCCGCCGCGCCAGUCUCCUCAGCAAUAAAGCCCACCAUCACGCCCGCUCCAACAGCAAAGACGCCAAAGCCACGACCCACGACGGCCACUCCGCCGAACACCCCACCCUCGCCGCCACCGGCCCCGCCGCGCACAUUCCCGAAGAAGCCGCCGCGGGCGGCCACGACGCGCCCAACUGGUCGCGCACGAAAUCGACCAUCAUCCUCCUCACCGCCACCGUCGCCUACGCCGUCAUCGCGGAGAUCCUGGUCGACACCGUCGACUCCGUGCUUGGUAGCAUCGACAUCGACGAGAAAUUCCUCGGCAUCACACUCUUCGCUCUGGUGCCCAACACGACGGAGUUCCUCAACGCCAUCAGUUUCGCGAUGAACGGCAACGUCGCCCUGUCGAUGGAGAUCGGGAGCUCGUACGCCCUGCAGGUCAUCUUGCUCCAGACGCCGUGUCUGGUGUUAUUCUCGGCGUUCUAUGGGCCCGGAUUCUGGCCGCCGAGGGAUCUCAUCGAUCAUGUCUUUCUGAUGAUUUUCCCGCAGUGGGACAUGAUCACGGUGAUCCUGGCGGUCUUCCUGAUGGGGUGGAUCGUCAACGAGGGCAAGAGCAAUUAUUUCAAGGGCAGUAUCUUGAUCUUUACGUAUCUGGUUGUGGUGGUCGGCUUUUGGUUCAGUGGGUAUGGGGAUGCUGAGAUGAUGGGCGUCGAUCGCUUUGAUACUCUCGCCCUUGGCCCGGAGAUCCAGUCCUUCCGCACGAUCGGUCAAUCUACUCGUGGUCGCGCUUGGUGAGUGCGACAGAAAGCGAUCCUGCAGAGGGAAUUGGUGAGGUGAGGAUUAGAGACGAUUUGAAUUUCGUCGCGCGUGGGAGGAAUGUGAAGUGGCAUUGUUACAUUGGGCAUUUUCGGCAUGGAUAUUGG
Messenger RNA from Dissoconium aciculare CBS 342.82, 4142 nucleotides. RefSeq lists its product as uncharacterized. Gene Ontology annotation, biological process: calcium ion transmembrane transport; intracellular calcium ion homeostasis. The coding region runs from base 370 to 4014 and encodes 1214 amino acids. NCBI's taxonomy places the organism in Eukaryota, Fungi, Ascomycota, Dothideomycetes, Mycosphaerellales, Dissoconiaceae. Gene Ontology annotation, cellular component: endomembrane system; membrane. The record is from RefSeq and is a predicted model, not a curated record. Gene Ontology annotation, molecular function: calcium:proton antiporter activity. The transcript has 3 exons.